Molecule: messenger RNA, 2419 nt
Organism: Pipra filicauda (Wire-tailed manakin)
Lineage: Eukaryota; Metazoa; Chordata; Aves; Passeriformes; Pipridae
Gene: HNF1A
Product: HNF1 homeobox A
Exons: 10
Coding region: 176-2080 (634 amino acids)
Biological process (GO): pancreas development; positive regulation of DNA-templated transcription; insulin secretion
Cellular component (GO): nucleus
Molecular function (GO): RNA polymerase II cis-regulatory region sequence-specific DNA binding; DNA-binding transcription factor activity, RNA polymerase II-specific
Source: RefSeq, a predicted model, not a curated record
CGUGGGGGGUCUGAAGUGGCUCAAUUUUGUAUUUUGUUUUUUUUGGGGGGGCGCAAAGGCGGGAGGCUGCGCUGUGCCCACUCUCCUGACAGUCGGGCGUGUUACCUCAGGAACAUGGUGUAGGGAAGCUGGAAGCAGGAUAACCCAAAAUCCAAGAGGCACCAGGCUGAAGACCAUGGUGUCGAAGCUGAGCCAUCUCCAAGUGGAGCUGCUGGGAGCACUGCUGGAGUCGGGGCUGACCAAGGAGACCCUGAUCAAGGCUCUGAGCGAGGUGGAACCCUACGGGCUCCAGAGUGAAAGUCAGCGCGCCAUCAAUGCCCUGCAGACAGAGAAAGGGGAGCCCUGUCCCGACAUCCCCAACCUCCCCAACGGCAUCGGGGAGCCCAGGUUAUCGGAAGAUGAAACCUCCGAUGACGGGGAGGAAUUUACCCCUCCAAUAAUGAAGGAGCUGGAAAACUUGAGCCCUGAGGAGGCUGCUCACCAGAAGGCUGUGGUGGAAAGACUAUUACAAGAGGAUCCCUGGCGAGUAGCAAAGAUGGUGAAAUCCUACCUCCAGCAGCACAACAUCCCUCAGCGUGAGGUGGUGGACACGACUGGUCUGAACCAGUCCCACCUCUCACAACACCUCAACAAGGGCACUCCCAUGAAGACCCAAAAACGGGCAGCCCUGUACACCUGGUACGUCCGGAAGCAGCGGGAGGUGGCCCAGCAAUUCACACAUGCUGGCCAGGGUAUCCUGACAGAGGAGCCCAUGGGAGAUGACCUGCCCACCAAGAAGGGAAGAAGAAACCGCUUCAAGUGGGGUCCUGCCUCCCAACAGAUCCUGUUCCAAGCCUACGAAAGGCAGAAAAACCCCAGCAAAGAGGAGAGGGAGGCCCUGGUGGAAGAGUGCAACAGGGCAGAGUGUAUCCAGAGGGGUGUUUCCCCAUCUCAGGCCCAGGGACUGGGCUCGAACCUGGUGACAGAGGUCAGAGUUUACAACUGGUUUGCCAACCGCAGGAAGGAGGAGGCUUUCCGGCACAAGUUGGCCAUGGACACCUUCAGUGGACCCCAACCCACCUCUGGCCCCCCCCUCACUCCUCACAACUCCUCUUCCCUCCAGCCACCAGCUGCUCUCUCACCCACCAAAGUUCACGGAGUGAGGUACAACCAGCAGCCAGCCAGCGAGGCAGAGUCCUCCAGCAGCAACCCCCACGGGAACAGCUCCAUGGUGACCACCCAAACCAUCCUGCACCAGGUUUCUCCCCCGGGACUGGAGCCCAGUCAGAACCUACUGAGCACAGACACUAAGCUGGUGUCAGCUCCCGGAGGAACCCUCCCUCCUGUCAGCACCCUGACUGCCCUGCACAGCCUGGAGCAGAGCCCACACGCCCUGAGCCAGCAGACCCAGAACCUGAUCAUGGCAUCCCUGCCGGGCGUCAUGGCCAUCGGGGCGGGCGAGACCCCGUCCCUGGCACCCGCCUUCACCAACACCGGAGCCUCCACCCUGGUCAUCGGCCUGGCUUCAACCCAGCCCCAGAGUGUACCUGUGAUAAACAGCAUGGGGAGCAGCCUCACUACCCUGCAGCCUGUCCAGUUCUCCCAGCAACUGCACCCCUCCUACCAGCAGCCCCUCAUGCAGCAAGUCCAGAGCCACAUCAACCAGAGCCCCUUCAUGGCUACCAUGGCCCAGAUACAGAACCCUCACGCUCUCUACGGCCCCAAGUCUGAAGUGGCCCAGUACACACACACAGGCCUCUUACCACAAACCAUGGUGAUAACAGACACAGCCAACCUCAGCGCCCUGACCAACCUGACACCAACUAAACAGGCAUUCACCCCUGACUCAGAGACUCACACCGAGUCUGGGAUGCACACACCAGUGUCACAGGCACCAACAAUCCACCUACAGAACCAGGACACCACCAUCCAGCACCUUCAGCCAGGCCCACGCCUCUCCUCGAGCCCUGCGGUGUCCUCCAGCAGCCUGGUGCUGUACCAGAGCUCCGACCCCACCAACAGCCACAGCCAGCUGCUGCCAUCCACCCACAACGUCAUCGAGACCUUCAUCUCCACACAGAUGGCCUCCUCCACCCAGUGAUCACCACAGCUGCCCCCAGGGUGACUCAGGUGCAACUCCAACCGUGUUUGCCAUCACUGUCACCUCUGUCACCACGGGAAGGAGGGGCUGCUGUGCUGAGCCAGCCCCCACUGCCUCACACAGAUCCCUGCUCAGCUGCCUCCAGGAGAGAAAAUGUCUCAGGCUCCAGACAGAAGCCAUGGGAAGAUGAUGCUGGCACUGCUAAAAUCCACUGCCCCUCCCCAGAAACAGCAAACCCAAACCCCACAGGCCACCACAGAAUGACCAGUCAUCCUUUUGUGGCUGCCCAAGAGGAAAUCCCACCAAGCCAGGGACCUGACUGAAAUAUGGCAGCAGUGC